AGCGGCUGGGCGCGCACGGCAGCCUCUCCCGCGGCGCCUCUGACCUUUCACCUACAGGAAAAGCUUCCGUCUCGGCGCCGCCGCCGCUUCCCCCGCCUUGGGGAGUCGAGCGCCACCGCCGCCGGGCCCGGGAUGCAGCGUGGGCUCGAGCGCCGGCGGGACGCUGCGGGGUCCACCUGGCCACUCGUGGGCGCGAGCCGAGGCCCGGAUCCCUUUCCCCGCGCGGGCCUCUUACCUAAUUCUCGUGCUCACCCAGGGCAGACGGAAUAACGCUUUCAACUUAAGAACGGAUGGGGCGGGAGUGGCCGCUGCCUUUGGAUCUGUAUCUUUUGCGAAAGAAUGGAUCGGCCGAGGGUCCUCCCUGAAAUGGGCAUGUCCAAGCUUCCUGGAGCUCUUUUGUUAAGAAACUACCUCCAACUCCUGCAGAUAGCGUUUGUUGAAUGGACACUCUGGCAAUUAAAUCAUGGCAACCAUAGAAGAAAUUGCACAUCAGAUUAUUGAACAACAGAUGGGAGAGAUUGUUACAGAGCAGCAAACUGGCCAGAAAAUCCAGAUUGUGACAGCGCUUGAUCAUAGUACCCAAGGCAAGCCGUUCCUUUUGACAAAUCCCGAUGGCUCUACCCCAAGCAAAGUCAUUCUGGCCAGGCCAGACUCUACUCCCGGAAAAGUUUUCCUCACAAGCCCAGAUGCAGCAGGUGUCAACCAGUUAUUUUUUACAACUCCUGACUUGUCUUCGCAACACCUCCAGCUCUUAACAGAUAAUUCUGCCUCAGAACAAGGACCAAAUAAAGGUUUUGAUCUUUGCGUAGUAUGUGGAGACAGAGCAUCAGGGCGUCAUUAUGGAGCUGUAACUUGUGAAGGCUGCAAAGGAUUUUUUAAAAGAAGUAUCCGAAAAAAUUUAGUUUAUUCAUGUCGAGGAUCAAAGGACUGUAUUAUUAAUAAACACCAUCGAAAUCGCUGUCAAUACUGCAGGUUACAAAGAUGUAUUGCAUUUGGAAUGAAACAAGACUCUGUUCAGUGUGAAAGAAAACCCAUUGAAGUAUCAAGAGAAAAAUCUUCCAACUGUGCCGCUUCAACAGAAAAAAUCUACAUUCGAAAAGACCUUCGAAGUCCCUUAGCUGCAACUCCAACUUUUGUAACAGAUAGUGAAACUGCAAGGUCAGCAGGACUUUUAGAUUCAGGAAUGUUUGUGAAUAUUCAUCAGUCUGGAAUAAAAACUGAGUCAGCUGUGCUGAUGACACCAGAUAAGGCUGAAUCAUGUCAGGGAGAUUUAAGUACAUUGGCCAGUGUAGUGACAUCAUUAGCAAAUCUUGGAAAAACUAAAGACCUUUCUCAAAAUAGUACUGAAAUGUCUAUGAUUGAAAGCUUAAACAAUGGCGAUACCUCUUUGUGUGAAUUUCACCAAGAAAUGCAGACUAAUGGUGAUGUUUCAAGGGCAUUUGACACUCUUGCAAAAGCAUUGAAUCCUGGCGAGAGCACAGCCUGUCAGAGCUCAGUAGAGGGCAUGGAAGGAAGCGUACACCUAAUUGCUGGAGACUCAAGCAUAAAUUACAUCGAAAAAGAGGGGCCACUUCUCAGCGAUUCACAUGUAGCUUUCAGGCUCACCAUGCCGUCUCCCAUGCCUGAGUACCUGAACGUGCACUACAUCGGGGAGUCCGCCUCCCGGCUGCUCUUCCUGUCGAUGCACUGGGCACUUUCCAUUCCUUCCUUCCAGGCUCUAGGGCAAGAAAACAGCAUAUCAUUGGUGAAAGCCUAUUGGAAUGAACUUUUUACCCUUGGUCUUGCCCAAUGCUGGCAAGUAAUGAAUGUAGCAACUAUAUUAGCAACAUUUGUCAAUUGUCUUCACAGUAGCCUUCAACAAGAUAAAAUGUCAACAGAAAGAAGGAAAGUAUUGAUGGAACACAUCUUCAAGCUGCAGGAGUUUUGUAACAGCAUGGUUAAACUCUGCAUUGAUGGGUAUGAAUAUGCCUACCUGAAGGCAAUAGUACUCUUCAGUCCAGAUCAUCCAGGCCUAGAAAACAUGGAACAGAUUGAGAAAUUUCAGGAAAAAGCUUAUGUUGAAUUCCAAGAUUAUAUAACCAAAACGUAUCCAGAUGACACCUACAGGUUGUCCAGACUGCUGCUCAGGUUGCCAGCUUUGAGACUGAUGAACGCUACCAUCACCGAAGAACUGUUUUUCAAAGGCCUCAUUGGCAAUGUGCGCAUUGACAGUGUCAUCCCACACAUUUUAAAAAUGGAACCUGCAGAUUAUAACUCACAAAUCAUUGGUCACAGCAUUUGAACACUGAAAUCUCAGUUUAAACCGCUUGUUCUUUUCCAGAACACACGAAGACACCAAAUUGAAUUCAUUGCUUCCAGGGCAUCCGGACAUUUUUACUUUAAAGAGUAACCAAAAACCAAGAUAUUUUUAUUGUAACUUCCUUAAGAAGCAUUUUUGAAGUGACUGGGCAAGUAGUGGAAUUGGAAUUUCCUUUCCUGUCUUAUUUAAGUGAAUUAAAAAUACUAUGAAUUUAUUCUUGGUUAAGAUGACACCUAAAGCUGUCCCCUCUUGACUAAGAUUUCUCAUUAUAUUUUAUUUUAUAAAACAAAUAAAUAAGUGUCUCUUUUUUUUCCCCCCAAAAUUGUGUUCUAUUCAUGUUUGACUUCAUUAUGAACUACUGCAAUUGUCAGAAAUCCCUAAGGAGGAAUUUUCUUGCAUUUUACUCUUCUUUAAUAUAAUCUGUUUUAGUUACCUGUCAAAAGAAGAUUAUUUUAUGCUCAGUGGUAUAAUGAUAACAUAUUAGAAUUAUAGGAAAAUAAUAAUUGAAUUUAAGUGUUUUUUUUUUUUUUUUUGUCUUUUGUAAAUAGGUAUUAUGGCACCCUUAGCGUAUAUCACUCUCAUUGCUGGCAAUGAGAUGUAGGCCAUUCAUGAUCUUAAGAACUGAUCUUUUUAGUGUUGUAUAUUAUUAGUUACAAGCACUUUUUAUUUAUGUAUGUAGCAGAAAAUUGUUUUUGAGAAUAAGAGAUAACAUUUUAAUAUUUUUGGUUUACUGUGUUAUAAAAAUAGUAGAGACUGAUUGGGCCCCAAAUGUUUUGAUAUUUCAAAAUGGAGAUUAAGAUUAUUGCUCUUCCAUUCCACAAAAACAUCUGACAUCUCUCCCUCUUUUCUGACCUGCAUUAUGGCUUCCUGACCCUUCCAUGGGUUUCAGCCAAUUUCUUUUAGGUCAUUAGAAAUACCUAAUUUGUUGAAUAAUGGAUUUAUCAUAGCCUCUCUCUGCUUUCAGGGUGAGGUAGACAGUUAUUUUAAAGCAGUUGAUAAUUUUUUGCAAGUUCAGCUUCUUAAAAUAUAAAGGAAUAUGCACUGAUAUUUCACUGUAUAAGGGGAAGGGCUAUUUUACCAAUAGCUGGAAGAGCUGCCUUGUUGUUAUCACAACAAAAGCAUUUUAGACUCCUGGGAUGUCUUCCACAGUAAUGUUUCCUUAGUAAAACUUGAUACUGUUGCAUUAUUUCUUUGCUUUAAUUUCAUGAUGGAUUAUUUUGGUAUGUCUGUUAAUUGAAAAAAACAAAUGUGGAGAUUUUACUGCACCCAGAGUACAUUUUUUAUAAACAUUUUUGCAAUAGAAGAGAAGCAGAAUUUAGGGAAAAUGUAUGGAUUUUACUAAUUGCUACUUUAUAGUAAAUUAGGAGUUUUGAAGUAUCAAUUUACAGUCUCUACUGACUUAUUAAGGGAAACUUUUUUUCCCUAUUUAAAACAUGAUUUUUGUCAACAAGUUUAUUUAUAUUUACCAGCUGGUAAAACUACAUUUAGUACAAAGUAAUUAAAUAGAAAAAUGAGUACGUUUAUACCUUUAUCAAUCCAGUGAAGUAAACCAAGCAUUCAAGAAAAAAUUAUUUUAAUUAAUAUACUAACAGUUAAUUAAGAUACAUGUUUCAGGUAUUUUUUCCUCUUUAAAUUUAUAGUUAUAUUUGGAAGUGUUUUUAAAACUAUUAUUAAAAUGUGACCUGCAUUACAAAUUUCCGUUUCCUGCCAGCAUAUUUUAUUUUAGAGUCCUAUUUGUUCAGUGUUUAUUUGUCCCAUUGUUAAGAAAUCUCUAAUAAAAUUUAUUAAAGUACUUUCAGGAAGGGAAAAACAUGAAUAACAUUUCCAUAUCCCAAUAUUUUAGGAUUAUUUACAGUUCAGUUUGAAACUUCCAACUAAAUAUUGCAGACUUACUUUCUUUUUCUCCUGAAAUCUCCGUAAAUUGUCAUCAUACAAUGACAAAUGACAAUGAUAAAGAGAGUUGAAUAAAUUGUUGGAAAACAAAUAGAGAAAGACUGACUCAGCUGAGCUAGAACCAGGGAAGCUCUAACCUGAGUGACUACAAUAGGCAGUGCAGCGAGAAGGAAGCCAGUGAACCUGGGAGUGUCCAGAUGUGAUGUUCCCUACCUGGAAGAACCAUGUGCCCACAUGCAGAGAUGGGCAUAUGAGAGGAUUGCGGGCCAGUUUCUUUACACAAUCAUGGAACUAUCUUUCUCUACCCUUACUUAAAUCAAGUUAUCACUUUCUGUCUUUCCACUUUUUCAGACUGGAGGCCAGAGGUUAAUAAUCUUGAGAGUCAGAACCAGAUCGUAGGAUUUAUAGGAUACCAGCGAUAACAGAAGGCUUUAAUUAAGAUAUAGGGUUGAAAUUAAAGAUUAAGUGAAAAUCUGCAAUCUGAAUGUGGGCUCCCUAAGCUUGUUCCCAGAAUGUUGUCCAUUGGAUAGAGGCUUCUCUGUCAGAAUUCUUUUCUUUGAAGAUAUUAAUUGUCCCCAGAGUAAAGAUCUUCAGAUACUCA
Messenger RNA from Sus scrofa (pig), 4793 nucleotides. RefSeq names its product nuclear receptor subfamily 2 group C member 1 (gene NR2C1). The record is from RefSeq and is a predicted model, not a curated record. Gene Ontology annotation, biological process: regulation of DNA-templated transcription. Gene Ontology annotation, molecular function: DNA-binding transcription factor activity; sequence-specific DNA binding; zinc ion binding. NCBI's taxonomy places the organism in Eukaryota, Metazoa, Chordata, Mammalia, Artiodactyla, Suidae.